AUGCCCACCAAAGUGCUGCAGAAUAUCGAGGGCUGCAAGGCCUUCCCGUCCGACCAGUCGCAGAUUCCAGAUGGCAAGUACAUGAUCACGAGCGAUGAAGAGCGCACCGUGGAAGCUGCCGACGACAACAUCCGAGCCGAGAUAUGGUUCAAGACCCCGGCCUUGGACAUUGCGACUAUUCGCAAGAUCGACCGUCUCCAGCUCCUGGCGGACUCGCACGACCAGGGCUACGCCGACGUGACCUCGGGCGGGAACUGGACGUGGUUCGAGCUCGCCAUCCUGGAAGACGAGUCUGCCUAUAAGCCGCGCGUCAAGGACGGCGUGGAGCUCGUUUGGAAGAGUCACUAUAACCGCUUCCUCGAGGAGGAGUUUGGCUGGGAUGGCAACGUCAUUGCCGUCCGCCUCUGCGCGCGCUUCACCGGCUGGUCCAUCGCAGCGCGAAAGGGCUACCUCACGAUGGAGAUUGACACGGACGACAUCGAGCGCGACCCCCCUCCCGCCUAUGGCGAGAUCGUCUCCAAGAUCGAAAACAUCCAAGCCGUCUUCAGGGAAGUCAACAGCUCCAUCCAGGCGGGCUUCAUGCCCACUCUGCCUGACGCGCUCCACACGGCACAACUUCUCAGCACCGGCGCAGAGCGACCCCUGCGUGUGCUCUCCCUCGACGGGGGCGGCGUCCGCGGCCUCUCCUCGCUGCACCUCCUCAACGCCGUCAUGAAAAAGGCCGCGCCGGACAAGAAGCCCUGCGAGGUGUUCGACAUGAUUGGCGGCACCAGCACGGGCGGAUACAUUGCCAUUAUGCUCGGGCGCCUCAAGAUGAGCGUGGACGAGUGCAUCGGCAAGUACCAAGACUUCAUGGUCAAGAUCUUCAACAAGGGCACGCUCAAAAAGGGCCUCGACUUCAUCGCCAACGGCGAGUUUUACGACGAGACGGUCCUGGAGGGCCUGAUUAAGCAGCUCGUCAAAGAGAAGACGGGCGGCGAAGAUACGGAGCUGCUCGAGGCGGCCGGCAAUCCCACCUGCAAGGUUUUCUGCAUGGCCGUGAACCAGCAGGCCGGCAACAACCGCGCCCCCAUCUUCCUCCGCUCGUACCAGAACAAGCAGGAAAUGUCCCUCAUCCCGGACAUCAAGAUAUGGCAGGCCGCCCGCGCGACGUCCGCCGCACCGGCGUAUUUCGCUCCCAUUACUGUUGGCGACUACACGCUCGUCGACGGGGGCAUGGGGGCGAACAACCCCUUAGGAUGGCUUUGGACAGAAGUCCUCGCCGUCUUCGGCCCCGCGCGUCCCACGUCGUGCUUCCUCUCCAUCGGCACGGGCAUGGCCGCCAACCAAUCCAUCACCGCCCCCGGCGCCGUCCCGAGCCACACCGUCGAGGCGGCCUUUGCCGCCGUCGCCACCAAUACCGAGCUGACAAACAUCCUCUUCCGCGCCCUGGUCAACGCCUUUGCUCCCCGGCCGAUGGAGAAGAAGUACUGGCGCCUCAACGUCAGCCAGGAGAUCCCCGCCUGGGAUGAGGAGAAGCGAACCUGGUUCGGGCUCGGUGGCACGUCCAUUGUGCAUCAUCAGCAAGACUACAAGGACGUUGGCGCGCUCGACGACGUGGGUGCCCUCAAAGCGCUCAUCGAGAUGACCGGAAAGUACAUUGGCGAUCAGGAUGCCAUCAUUGGCGAGUGUGCAAAGGCCCUGAUGGCAGCUGUGGCAUGA
Purpureocillium takamizusanense is the source of this 1701-nucleotide messenger RNA. RefSeq lists its product as uncharacterized. Gene Ontology annotation, cellular component: membrane. The transcript has 7 exons. The coding region runs from base 1 to 1701 and encodes 566 amino acids. The record is from RefSeq and is a predicted model, not a curated record. Lineage: Eukaryota; Fungi; Ascomycota; Sordariomycetes; Hypocreales; Ophiocordycipitaceae. Gene Ontology annotation, biological process: arachidonate metabolic process.